This is a messenger RNA of Hyla sarda, 2586 nucleotides long. Its product is annotated as uridine-cytidine kinase-like 1. Gene Ontology annotation, cellular component: cytoplasm. NCBI's taxonomy places the organism in Eukaryota, Metazoa, Chordata, Amphibia, Anura, Hylidae. The record is from RefSeq and is a predicted model, not a curated record. Gene Ontology annotation, molecular function: ATP binding; kinase activity.
UGACAGUGGGGAGGAGUCUCUGGACACCCUGCUCACCCGGCUGCCUCUCACCCCAUCCCUGUCACCACGGAAACGCACCACCAGCCAGAGUAAGACGGAGCCCCCACUGCUGCGCACCAGUAAGAGGACCAUCUACACGGCAGGGCGGCCCCCCUGGUACAAUGAGUCGGGGACCCCCUUCAAGGAGGCGUUUGUCAUAGGUCUGUGCGGGGGCAGCGCGUCUGGGAAGACAACGGUGGCCAAUAAGAUCAUAGAAGCUCUGGAUGUGCCCUGGGUGGUCCUGCUGUCCAUGGACUGCUUCUAUAAGAUCCUGAGUAAGGAGCAGCAGGAGUCGGCGGCCCGGAACGAGUAUAACUUCGACCACCCCGACGCCUUUGACUUUGAUCUCCUGGUCAGUGUCCUGCGCAAACUCAAGAAGGGGAAGAGCGUGAUGCCGGUGUACGACUUCACCACGCACAGCCGCCGCAAGGACUGGAAAACCGUCUACGGGGCCAACGUGGUCAUUUUCGAAGGAAUUCUCGCCUUCGCCAACAAGGAGCUUCUGAAGCUCUUGGACAUGAAGGUCUUUGUGGACACGGACUCUGACAUUCGUCUGGUGCGGCGGCUGAAGCGUGACAUCACGGAGCGCGGCCGCGACAUUGUUGGGGUGAUCAAGCAGUACAAUAAGUUUGUGAAGCCGGCGUUCGAGCAGUAUAUAGAGCCCACUGUGCAGCUGGCGGAUAUCGUGGUGCCCAGAGGGGGCGAGAACUCUGUGGCUCUGGAUCUGAUAGUUCAGCACGUGCACAGUCAGCUGGAGAAGCGGGAGAUCACAGUGAGAGCGGCACUGGCUUCUGCUCACCAGGGGCAGCCUCUUCCGGAUACCUUGAGUGUUCUCCAGAGUACUCCACAAGUGCGGGGAAUGCACACCAUCAUCAGGAACAAGGACACCAAUCGAGACGAGUUCAUCUUCUACUCCAAGCGUCUGAUGCGUCUCCUCAUCGAGCAUGCACUCUCUUUCCUCCCACUCAAUCCCGUCACAGUGGAGACUCCACAGGGAACAUUGUAUCAGGGCAAAAGGUUCCAUCGUCAGCGGAUCACGGGGGUUUCUAUUCUUCGAGCUGGGGAGACCAUGGAGCAGGCGCUGACUGCUGUGUGUAAAGACAUCCGACUGGGCAAGAUCCUGAUCCAGACCAAUCACAACACAGGAGAGCCUGAGCUUCACUACCUGCGGCUGCCCAAGGAGAUCAGCGAGGAUUACGUCAUUCUGAUGGACAGUACCGUGUCCACCGGAGCUGCUGCCAUGAUGGCCAUACGUGUCCUCCUGGAUCACGAUGUCCAGGAGGACAAGAUCUUCUUGAUUUCGUUGCUGAUGGCAGAAAUGGGCGUACACUCUGUGGCCUACGCGUUCCCACGAGUCCGCAUCAUCACCACUGCCGUGGAUAAACGUGUCAACCAAGAAUUUCAUAUCAUCCCAGGCAUUGGUAAUUUUGGUGACCGUUUCUUUGGCACUGACGCACCUUCUGAUUUGUACGAGAGCGAUGAGUGCAACAUGGACUACUGAGCAUGGUGACGUGCUCGGACCCACAAGAUCUGCGGGUGAAUCCUCCACUUAUUUAUUAGUCACAUGACCCCUCUCCUGGACAUUCUUGAAGCUGGAGCUGAACGGGUAGCGGAAUGUAUCGUAGAACAAGCGGCCACUGGUGACUCCAAUACUUCCCCACAUGACCAUGGUCACUGACGACUAUGUCUCUGGUAUAUGGCACUUAUAUAUUAUCUGUGAGGAUUAAUGGCGAGUCUGAGGGGAUCUGUGACUACCAAGUGCCUGAUCCUACUGUACUGCCCCUUAUUGUUACAUGAAGGUCACCCCGAACCACUUCUUGAACACCCAUUGUUACUGAUAUGAAGAAGUAAUCGUCCCUCUACAAAUAAUAUGAGUAACAAAAGGGAAUAUUCCCUGAACUAGGUAAAGAUUUACAACCAUUUAGUGUGACCGAUACGCCAUAAUAAAGGAAACCACCUGCCAUAACAGCCUAAUUGAUUCAUCCCCUUCUACAUGAAGAUCACUUGACUGGAGGUCCGCCAUCUUGUACAUGAGGAUGACCAGACUAGUGUUGCACCAUCAUGUACAUGAGGAUGACCAGACUGGAGAUCCACCAUCAUGUUCGUGAGGAUGACCAGACUAGAGAUCCAUUAUCGUGUACAUAAGGAUGACCAGACUGGAGAUCCAUCAUCCUGUACAUAAGACUAGUGAUCCACCAUCAUGUUCGUGAGAAUGACCCGACUGGAGAUCCACCAUCUUGAACAGUCUCCAGAGCUCAGCUUUUUUCUUUCAUGGUGUUGCUGAUCCCUUGUCCUCUGGCUAACCUUCUAUACCAUAUUGUGCUUGUUGUGUACAUGUUCCUUUUCACUUUCCUCUUGGCAUUUUACAUGUCAGUCUAUCAUCCGCUUAGUUUUCUUCUUAUAAUAUACUGGGUAAACCUCCCCCAAUCAGGGAUUCGGCCUUCUCGAUAUGCAGCUCGUGCCUUGUUGUGUCACCAACGCUUCGCUGUAGAACCGCUUUCAGCCCAGCAACUUUCUGUAGGAAAAUAAAAUGUGUUUUAAUAUUGA